AUGGCCACGAGCGGCUCCAUUUUCCACAACACUAUCCCGAACCCGUCCGUCAUGUCCAAGUCCUCCGGCCGCAUCCCGUCUGGAAACUCCCAAUCGAAACCGUGCACGAGGUUAGCCAGCAUUAGGCUCACCAUCCGCACGGCAAGGCCUGACCCGAGGCAGAUACGCCGGCCCGUUCCGAACGGGAUGAACCUGCAGUCCCUGCCCCGGAUGUCGACAUCCGAGCCCACAAACCUCUUGGGCCUAAAACUAGUCGGUGCCCUCGGAAAUUGUGUACGGCCCGAUGUUGGCCCGUUCCUCCGUGAGGUGGGGUAUGAGGAGCGGGCCACCGGGUGGACCCUCAAGGUUUCUUUUAUUACCGCGUCUAAGUACGCGAGACGGGGUAUGUCUUGUUCCUCGACAAGUUUUUCGGGCGGGAUGUUGAUGUCGGAAAUUUCUCGUUUGAGCUUGGCGAGCACGGGCCGGUUGCGUAGGAGCUCCGCCAUGGCCCACUCCAUCGUCAUGGUGGUCCUCUUGAUCACUCGAACCGUUUUCCUCCGCAUAAUCGAGCAACACAUCCAAGAAAUCCCGGCGCCUCGCGGGCCCGCCCGCCCUCUCCCCUACCCGCCUCUUGAUGACAUCCCACAACAAUUCGUGCACCCUACCAUACAACCGCGUGAUCUCCCGCCUAAUCCCCUGCACGUCAAACAGCCUCAGCCAGGGCAAGUAAUCCGCCGCGUUAGGCUUCAUCACAAGCUCCACGAGCCGGCCAAUCAGCUCCCGCAGUUCCCCUACCCCACCCGACGACCCCAUGUCUCCCGAGAACAUCGUAGCUCGGUGUUGCAAAUCCGCCGGAGCUUCUUCCAGUGCGGGCUCAGGCCCAAGGCCCAGACGAGCGACGUGUCGUGGAAUAUUCCGACCGUCACUGCCUCGGGCCUGGGUCGGCCGAUGAAGGCCCGGUCGUUGGUCCGGAGGAUUUCUUUGGCAGUGUCUGUUGACGUGGCGACCACGAUUUGUUUUGUUCCGAAUCUGACGGUCAUCAGGGGCCCGUGGGCUUGGGCCAGCUUGGCGAGGGACUCGUGGGGCCGGUUUCCGAUGGAGAGGAGGCUUCCGAGAAUCGGGAGGCCCGUCGGGCCCGGAGGAAGCCUUGGCCUGUUUUUCUUGUUGGGUAUUAGGAUUGUGUUAAGGAAGUGGAGGCAUAGUAUGAGGAUUGAGCAGAGUAGGAAA
Molecule: messenger RNA, 1206 nt
Organism: Striga asiatica
Lineage: Eukaryota; Viridiplantae; Streptophyta; Magnoliopsida; Lamiales; Orobanchaceae
Source: the annotation of a GenBank genome assembly